This is a messenger RNA of Morchella importuna, 270 nucleotides long. RefSeq lists its product as uncharacterized. The record is from RefSeq and is a predicted model, not a curated record. Gene Ontology annotation, biological process: spliceosomal snRNP assembly; mRNA splicing, via spliceosome. Bases 1 to 270 code for a protein of 89 amino acids. Lineage: Eukaryota; Fungi; Ascomycota; Pezizomycetes; Pezizales; Morchellaceae. Gene Ontology annotation, cellular component: catalytic step 2 spliceosome; U1 snRNP. Gene Ontology annotation, molecular function: RNA binding. The transcript has 4 exons.
AUGAGUUUUGUUCCUAUCAACCCUCGACCUAUGCUACAGUCGCUUGUCAAUAAGCCUGUAGUCGUGCGCCUAAAGUGGGGACAGACAGAAUAUAAGGGAACUCUCGUCAGUGUUGAUUCCUACAUGAACAUUCAGCUUUCCGGGACGGAGGAAUUUGUCGAUGGUAAAAGCACAGGAAGCUUGGGACAGGUUCUUAUCAGGUGUAACAAUGUCCUGUGGAUAUCUGGAGACAAGAACGCGGCCGAAAAGGAUGUAAAGAUGGAAGACUAG